UAUUAUCGUCGUUUGUGUAUCUCCAAUCGGAUCUCUGUUGCUCGUCCGGUCAACAAUAAUGAUUAAUUAAUUGUGAUGAUGAUUGUGAUUGUUUGCUGACCAAUUCUUUCUAACAGUGACUUUAAAUAGAUCAACAAACCUUGCAAAAUGCCUUUUAUGCAUAGUCGAGGUGCUGUUGCUCGAACAAUUGAGUAUUUGAGAAAGGGAGAAAUCUUCCUGGAACCACACAUAAAAAUUAUCAUGUUUGCAUUCAACUAUGACCAGAAGACCAAGUCAUCUCCACCGAGACACACUGGCUUAUAUAACUUCAUAUACUGGCACUUACCUCAAUUACAAUUCAAAAACCCUGAUGUCCAGAUGAUCACUCUCAAUAAAAUAACACCUCUUCCAUGGAUCAAGACAUAUUAUGAAAAUGACAGUUCAUUGCUGAUCGAUUGUGAUGGCAGAUCGAGGGAAGAUAUAUAUAAUCACGUUAAAAGAGUUCUUGGCAUGAAACAAAAAGAUAUAGCAUCGGAAGAGAUAGAGAAAGAGAUAGAGAGAAACAGGAGAGUUGCAUGUUUCGGAGAAGAAAGUGACAGGCACUGCAUUUGCGAGUUGCCUGGACAGGUUCCAUGCCCAGGGUGGCAACCCCUUCCUAAAGAACUCACAGGGAUAAGAAAAAAUGAUUGAUGAGUGAGGAUUCAUUCGUCCUGUUGCAAUUUUACUUUAACUCCGUUCUGUUGUAUAAUGAUAGUUCAAGUUAUGUUUGACUGUAUGCAGCUCAUGUUUGACGGCCUAAACUUGUUUACUCAGUCGAUAGUUUUGUUAUUGAACAAUCACGAACAUCACGAUGUUACGAAUUUGAAUCAGGUUGCGUGUAGAUUUAAUUUUGCUUAUUUUUUGUAUUUUUAAUUGUCUAUAGGUAUUUUUAAAACUAACAACCCAACCAUUUUUAAUUUAAACAAUAAAAUAUUGUUGAUUACAUAACAUUAAUCAAUGAAUUAUAUUAUAUGUUGGUAGGUUUCUUUGUGUGACAUGAGCUGUUGGUGUACAAUCUGUAAUAAAAUAUCGAAACCAUGUUCA
Molecule: messenger RNA, 1062 nt
Organism: Helobdella robusta
Lineage: Eukaryota; Metazoa; Annelida; Clitellata; Rhynchobdellida; Glossiphoniidae
Exons: 5
Coding region: 148-669 (173 amino acids)
Cellular component (GO): mitochondrion
Molecular function (GO): structural constituent of ribosome
Source: RefSeq, a predicted model, not a curated record